Messenger RNA from Terrapene triunguis (Three-toed box turtle), 2540 nucleotides. It is a transcript of the gene AGFG2, whose product is annotated as ArfGAP with FG repeats 2. The record is from RefSeq and is a predicted model, not a curated record. Gene Ontology annotation, molecular function: GTPase activator activity. NCBI's taxonomy places the organism in Eukaryota, Metazoa, Chordata, Testudines, Emydidae.
GCGCGGCCCCGCUGACAGCAGCCGGGGGGGGCGGGGGCUCAUGGCGGCCGGGUCCGGAGGCAGGAAGCCCGGCGCCCCGCGAGACGCGGAGUCCGAGGUCUGGUCCCGCCGCGUCAGGGACCUGGUGGGCUCCGGGCCCGGCAACCGCCUCUGCUUCGAGUGCGGCCAGCGCGGCGUCACCUACGUGGACAUCACGCUGGGCAGCUUCGUGUGCACGGGCUGCUCGGGCGCGCUCCGGGGCCUGAACCCCCCGCACCGCGUCAAAUCCAUUUCCAUGACCACCUUCACCGAGCCCGAGGUGCUGUUUCUGCAGGCCCGCGGCAACGAGGCCUGCCGGAAGGUUUGGCUGGGCUCCUUUGAUCCCCGCACGUCACUGCUCCCGGAUUCCAGGGACCCACAGAAAGUGAAGGAGUUCUUGCAGGAGAAAUACGAGAAGAAGCGAUGGUACGUCUCACCGGAUCAAGCCAGGGGUGCCGCCUCCCUGGCCAGCCAGAGCUCCACCCCAGAGGUGAAGCCCCAGCAGACACUUCUAGGGGACUCGGGAGCGCUCCUCACAGCUGCCGGAUCCAGCCGGAACUUGGGCCAGCCCCGCCUGCCGCACCAGCGCACCUCCCAGCCAGCCAAGAAAGCCAGCACGGACCUCCUGGCGGAUAUAGGCGGGGACCCUUUCGCUGCUCCCCAGCCGUCCCCCGCCUUUGCCAUGUUCCCUGCCUUCCCGGGCCAGGCUCCAGCCCACGCUGCCUUUGCCAAUUUUGAUGCCUUUGGGUGCAGCCCGGUAGUGUCGGCAUUCGGGGGGGCAUCGGUGCCAUUCCACACCCAGCCGACAGCUGCAGCCAGUCGGACAGUCCCAGGCGGUUACAGCUUUGGGGGUGCUCAGGUGAGCGGCUUCGGCGCCUCCCCCUCCAGCCACCCUAGCAGUGGGAUCCCGGACAUGGGCGGAGCACCCAGCAGCCUCUUUGGGAGUCUGAGCCAGCCGGCGGCCCUGCCCCCGCCCGGCCCCGUGCCCGCCUACGGGGCCUACGCCAACCCCUUCGCCCCGCCUGCCGCCCCGCCCGCCCGACCCAACACCAACCCCUUCCAGCCCAACGGCACCACGCCAGACGGCAGCUCCGUCCCCGCCCUUCGUCAUCAAGCAUCCAGCCACCAACCCCUUCUUAUAGCGAGGUGCCCGGACGCUGCUCUGGGCUGGAAGUGCCCAUCCCAUCCAGCAGGGGCAGGCUGCUGCAGCCACACACACACCCCGCGCCGGCUUCUGGCUGUGCAGCCCCGACGCCGUGGGGAUGGGCUGGAACACGUGCUUUAACUACUGCAAUGGCUUCUAAGGGAAGCGGCCCCGAGGAGAGCGGUUCUGGGCCCAGCACCGAGGCAUUCUGGGACUUGUAGUCUCGGUGGGGAUUUUUCAGCAGGGCAUGCUGGGAAAGUGGAGGGGGCGGGAAUGUGGGUCGGGGGUUAGCUGGCCCUUAAGCGGGGUUUGGGAUUCUGCCGGGCCUAGUGGUCCAGAGGGGAACCCCAGGGGAGCUGGAGGCGGGGCAGCAAUGCAUUCUGGGAAAGGGAGCCCUCUCUGCUUCUCCUCCCAAGCAAGAGGGGCUGGGGUCCCUGGGGGGCUGGGCUGUCCCCUUCUGAGCCGCUCUGACCCCACCCCGGUCUAGGCUCUGCCCGAGUGAGAUUCUCCCCACCCAGACCCACUAACAGUGCAGCCCCGGCCCCUCUUCGUGGAGUGGAACCCAGGAGUCCUGGCUCCUCACUACCCCUCCCCCCUGCUGUCACCCCAUCCUUGGCCAGCUGCUUCCUCGCAGCCCCUGCGUUCCAGACCCCCUACUCCCGAGACAGGGAUGGGGGGACCUGGCCCGGCCUUCAGGCUCCCCCCUCCCCCGGCUCUGCCCCGCAGGCUGCUAGCCCUCGAAUCACUGCCCCCCUCCCCCGUUGGGGGGCUGGCCGUAGCCACUGGGCGCCCCAGAUCCCAGCCCCACAACAGCAUCCCCAGCACGUUCUGCCCCCCUGACGGCGUGCGCUCGGGGUCCCCCUCCCCGCUGAUCUUCACCAGGCCUGCACCGAGGGCAGCCCCCCUCUGCUGCAAGUGCUGGGGAGAGAACCCAGGAGUCCUGGAUCCUGGCCCCCCCUGCUCUGACCCACCUGCCCCCGCUCCCCUCCCAGAGCCGGGGAGAGAACCCAGGAGUCCUGGCUCCCUCCUGCCCCACCAUUUGCUAAUUUCUUUGUCAGUUUCCUCUCCACUUGGAAUCCUUUUCCUGCCCCUCCAUCCCCAGGACGCCCCCAAACGCUGCUGCCAAUGGGCACCCCCCCCCCCCCCCGUGGGAGAUCACCCCCCACUGCUGCUUUGGACAAAUAUCCCCUCGCUCAGCUUCACACCCCCUCCUGGUUUUGGGGGGGCCACGCUUUGUCCCCUCCCCCCCGGAACAAGGGGCCGUGCUGGCAGUAUUUUUCUGAGAGAAAAGUGAAUGAUCUUUUUAAUAUAUAGAGACGUUUUUGGCGCUGGAAAUGGUUCUCUCGAGAUCGCUCUAUAAAAUCUAUAUUGGACCUUU